AGCCGCCGCUUCAUGAAGUCAACGUUACCUCACGUCACCGUGUAGCGGUCAAACCUGUUCUCUCGGUGACGCUGCUGUUAUUCGACACACACACACACACACACACACACACAUUCUUCUUUCUUUUUUUGUCAUCGCUUCACUCGAAUUUGAUUCCCGUUAUUGGCAGGCGGAGCAAAGCGCUCAUUUCAAUGCUGCGUCGUGGCUGGCGCCUUCUCGCGCGCACGUUGGUGGCAGAUGCGUCACUGGUCGCGCUGCCGCCGACGGUGCGGCGCUGCGACGUGUUCCGUAGCGUGGUGUCGCUGGAGGAGGAGGAGCAGAUCUACGCCGAGCUCGGCCGCGUCCUGCAGCGCGAGGGGCAGACGGUGGUGUGGGAAGGCUCGACACCGCAGGACAAGGUUAUCAAGCACAUCUACCUCGAAAUGUUCGGCACGGAGAAGGAGUUCACCGAGGUGAAGAAUUGGCAGAAGAAGGAAGUCCGACGCCUGCCGGGGCUGCUGUGGUCACCGACGCUCCUGCGUGUGCUGGGCGAGGUGGCGCCGCCGUUGCUGGGUACAAUGCCAGACACGGCGCGCGUUGUUGAGCACGAAAUACCCGGCUAUGAAAUGCACGUAGAGCACCCCACAGUGGGCACCGCCUUCCUCUAUCUAAAUUUGCUGUGUGACACCGUGAUGGACUUCGACGAUGAAAGCACCGGGCGGUACGGGCAGGCCUUCUUACCGUCUCGCUCGCUCAUGUGUGUCUCUGGCGAGGCCCGGUGGGGCUUCCGCUUCGGCGAGCGUACGGAGGAGCUGCACACCUUCACCUCCCGCAGCGGCGCACGUCGUCGCGUCGAGACCGAUCUGCGGUUGAGCGUGCAGAUGUGGAAGCUGAGCCCAAAUCUGCUGGACUGCCGAGUGUUGCAGGAGCGACUGGAGGAGAGCAUCGCGAUGGCGGGACAGCGCCUCGCAGAGGAGACGGCAGAGCGUCGCGCAGCGGAGAAGGACCGCGCAGAAGCCAUUGAGGCCCUCACACCGCCCAACGUGCAAACGCCAACCCUCACCACCGGCAGCGCCGUUCAGCGUCCUGCGGAUUCGUUCCUCGCCGCGGCGCUGGCGAGCGCGUCGGGCACAGGGCUGCUCGGCGGCGACCUUGCUCACGCGCAAGGCAGUGGUGGUAGCACCGCUCUGGGGGACAGGAAGACGGGCAAGAAAUCGAUGAGCGACAUCCGUCAAGACUACGGACAAUACAAGCAGCAGUUCGCCAACGUGUACGGCAUUCUGCAGGACAUGAAGGUUAUGCAGGACUCUGGCCAGCCCAUCAACGACAUGUGGCUGAAGAAGAAAAUGACGGAGUCAUCACAGAUUGACCCCGAGAAGGACCGCGAGGACGGCUUCGACCCCGAGAACAUCGAAGGCACGUGGGACACCGUGGACGCUAAGGCUCGCUUCUACAAGGCGAAGCUGAAGACGAUGGACUACGACGGCACCGCCUUUUUAAACUCACGGAUGCCGGACAUCUCGAAAGACGCACCGCUGGACAUGCGUGCAACCAUUAGCAAGAUGGCUCCUCAUGUCAAGGACGGCGAAAAGAUCUUAGCCAGUCUGCCGAACACGAAGUAG
Messenger RNA from Leptomonas pyrrhocoris, 1601 nucleotides. RefSeq lists its product as hypothetical. The transcript has a single exon. Lineage: Eukaryota; Euglenozoa; Kinetoplastea; Trypanosomatida; Trypanosomatidae. The coding region runs from base 192 to 1601 and encodes 469 amino acids. The record is from RefSeq and is a predicted model, not a curated record.